AUGGCGACGACGGCAGAAGCGCCGCCGCAGCCUCCAGCGGCAGAUGUUCAGCCUGCUGGUGAGCAGACGGCUACCGAGGAUCCUUGGAGCGAAGAAGCCCAAGACCCAUGGGCUGGGUCUUGGUCACCGGCUCCAGGGGGCGAGGCGGCUACAGACGAUCAGGGCCGUGAUCGAUGGUGGCCCAACCGCGGCGACGAGUGGCGUCAGUCUAGAUGGGAGACUGACAACGGGUGGUCCGAUGCCCGCUGGAGUGACGGCUGGCAUCACUCUAGUGGCCAAGAUUGGUCACACUCGGGGGGCCAAGACUGGUCCCAGGACGCGGGAAGUACGACGACUGCCGGCGACAAUGGAGCGUCUACAGAUCAAUCCUGGUGUAGGCGUGCUUCGGACUCUUGGGACUCCAGAUGGGGAGCCAACGGAGGUGAUGGGCGAGGCCGUGAUCACCAACAGUGGCGUCCGUCUGGAGAGACUGGUCGUGAUGAAGCCACCCAGGAUGUGCGCAAAGGCGCUCCGUCGGAGCGCAUGGCGGUCCCGACUUUCUCUGCAGAUGCUUCCGGGGAUGAUCUAGGCUCCAGCGCAAGAAGCUAUCUACGCCAGGUCGACGCCUGGAUCAAGGUCACCCGUACAGCUCCGGACCAGCGGGCUUUGAUACUCUACCAGAACCUGGCGGGACGAGCCUGGGUGGAGGCAGAGGAGCUCGAUGUGGAGCGCUUAGCCUCUCCGGAUGGAGUGGACUUCUACCGCAAGUGGAUCCAGGAACGCUACCAAGAGGUGGAGGUCAGCAAGAUCGCGGAGGCUUUGACGCACUUCUUCAAGCGCAUGAAGAGGAGUCCUGGCCAGAGCGUUCGGGAAUUUAAUAGUUCCUUUGACAGGGCCUAUACGAGACUCCUUGAGAUAGACUGCAGACUUCCUGAAGUGGCCAGGGCUUGGGCGUACUUACAUGCCAUGGGACUUACGGCUUCGGAGGAGUUAGCUCUUCUUGCUUCAGUGGGUAACGAGUACAGUCCUAGUCGUCUCCAGAAAGCAGCGAUCAUGCAUGAGAAGAGCCUCAAGGGACCGUGGACUUUCCGCAAAGGGCCAGGUGCUCCAGGGGGCUACGAUGGACGCCGCGUCACCAAGGCCUACCUCACUGGCCUGGCUGGAGACGACGAUGAAGAAGAAGACGAUGACGCCGAGGCCAUUCCUGAAGAACUUGCAUGUGAACUUCAUGAAGCAUAUGUUGCUCAGGAGGCAGCUAAGUCCAGAUACAAGGACCUCGUAAAGUCCAGAGGCUUCGACAUGGAUACCAGCGCUACCCCUGGACGAGGUCAAGAUCGCACAGCUGCAGAACGCCUCCAGUUGGCGAAGAGCCGAUCGUUUUGCGCAGGUUGCAAGCGACGGGGGCACUGGCACCGGGAUCCAGAAUGUCCUCUCAAUGGCGGUCGAAAGGAUCCUACAUCGACUACGGCGACUUCGGGGAGUUCGGCGGCUAAGAGCGACGGCGAUGCGAAGGGCGGGCACACUAAGGACUCCUACGUGACACACGUUGCCUACGUCGUGGGCGAGGUUCCUACGACCGAGCUGAUGGCGAUCACUGAUUGCGCUUGCAGCAAAUCGGUGGCUGGACAAGCCUGGCUGGAGAGCUACACAAAGGCGGCGAAGAGAUGUGGCGUGGAGGUCCCUCUCCACAACUGCGAUGAGAACUUCCGCUUCGGUGCGAGCCGGGUUUUCCAUGCUAACUACCUCGCCACGGUCACCUUCCAGCUGGGCAAGAGCACUGUGAUGAUCCGCGUGGCAAUCGUCAAUGGCGAAGUGCCGUUGCUGCUGAGCCGUUCGGUGUUGGCCGAACUCGGAAUGGUCUUUGACAUGGCCCACCACACGGCGGACUUUGUCGCCCUCGGCGUCUUCAAGUACCGCCUCCUCUACACGGAAACGGGCCAUCCAGCUUUGCCGGUGAAUCCUCAGAAGGUUCCGAAUUUUGUCUUCCCAGACCCCCAAGAGUGGGGAGCUGACGAGAUCAAGAUUGCCUCUUCGCGCCAGCAGCAAUACACGGCUUUUGUCAUGAGCGAAGUUUGUGAUGGGGGCCCAGAUAGUCGUUCUGCUGGAGUUGCUGCUCACAGUGUGUCUUCGAAGUUGUUCUUCAGCAAGAAGGUCAGUGCUGUAGUCCACAACAUGCUUACGGCUGACGUCUUGAAUCCAGUCCUCUUUAGCCAAUGGUGGUCCGAAACAAACUUAUCUAACGACUUUUGGAUUGAGACCCAUGACGUCCUCUACAGAGCACAUGGCCAAUUGCGUGUUCAGAUCAUCGUCCUCUCUCGACUUCCCCGCAUGGCGGCGGUGACCAACGUAUGGCGUGCCAACAAGAAGGACCUGAUCUCCAUGGCCCACGAAGCCGGCCUGACUAUCCACGAAGGCUGGACGAUCGGCGAGAUACGCCACAUCGUGAUCGAGCACCGCAAGGCGAACAAGAGCGAGGUCCCGAAGGGGCUCGGGAAGAUGACACUCCAGGAACUGCGCGAGAAGGCGACCGAGCUCGGAAUCCACUACAAGCCGGACGCGCCGAAGGGCUACCUCCAGUUGGCCAUCAGGGACAAGACGAAGGGCGCGGACGAGGAGAUCGUCUGCUUUGGGAGGUACAAGAACCACCUCUACCGCGAGGUGCCCCAGAACUACCUGGACUGGGCAGUUCGCGAAGCAGCUGCAAAUCCGAAUGCGUCGGCCGACUUGAAGAAGCUUGCAGCUUGGGCCGAAAGCCGGAGGGAGACGAGUCGAAGCUCGAGCAGUGUGGAUCCGGAGACGGUGGCCGUGCUCCCCUACGAGGCCACGGAGACGGAGUCCUCGGAGAUGUCCAAGUGGUCUAUGGUCAACGAGUGGAGGGGAGACCAGCUCCCGAUCAAGCCGAAGGGCCGCGCCCCACUGCCUCCGAGUCAAUCGUCGGGGCACCGCGGCUACAAGGAGGACCGGGCCACCAACAAGCAGACCAGGCGCGCAGCGGAAGCAAAGGACGUGGAGCAGGCGACGCCGUCCCGCAUGCAACAGGACGUCCCGGAGGAGAUCAAGUCGGAGCUGGACGCCGAUGGUGGCCAGGACGGCGUCCCCUACAGCAAUACUGGCAAAAGGGUCCUCUUCAAUCUUCCCGAGGGCCCUCAUAUGAACUCCGGGCCGGGCGACGGUUUGUCGCUUGGGGGAGACCAAGGCUUCGGUUCCUCGGCCACCAAUGGUGGCGAUAUGAGCUCCGGGCCGGCCGGCAUUUUGCCUGCUGGGGGAGACGAUUCGGCACUACCUGAACAAGAGGAUUUCUAUGACUGCCACGACGGCUCCGACGAUUACAAGGACGCUGGACUUCGAGAACCUCCACGUGUUUACGAGGGCUACUACAGCAACCGAGAGUUCAAUGAGGACAUUGAGAAGUUGGCAAAACGUCUACGGCAGAAUGAACUCUACGACUACCAGAACGCCGGCGAGCUGAUCAAGAUGCUGUCUGUUGCUGGCGCCGGCGCCGAGAAGCGAGAGAUCCAUGGCAAGCAAGCCGCGACGCUCAUCCUUGGAGCGUAUGCCUACGGUGCUUUCUAUGGACUUACCAGAGCCACCACUCAGUUCGUCGAGGCGGCCCGCUACUUGAACAACUUCCUCCGAAGACACGGGGCCAGUGGUGACUGGUCCGCUCUAUCAGUCGGAUGGAACCUGCGAUCCUCACUCCACCGGGAUCCCAACAACAGGCCCGGCACCGAGAGCCAACUUAUCGCUUUCGGGGAUUUUUGCGGAGGCCGGCUAUGGAUUGAGGAAAACGACCACUGCCCUACCACCAGCGACGGGCAAAGGGCGACCUUCAAGACUGAGGCCGGCGAGGAGAUCAAGGGCACCUACCACAAUGUCCACGGCGAGAUCUAUAAGUUCGAUGCCCACAACAGGCACUACAUCGAAGAUUGGGAGGGCGAGCGUUUUUCUAUUUCCGCCUACACGCCCCGCGGGGGCGAGAACCUCAACCAGAUCCAGCUCGACACCCUCAGGACCCUCGGCUUCCCAGUUGGCCGAAAGCGGAAGGGCGGAAGGGCCGAUGAAGUUCUACCUAGUCGAGAUGUACAACGACGUGAUCUACGACCAAGGAAAGGUGUCCGAAAAGCCAUUUGGAAGAACGCUCUAAAGGUCUACGCCAUGUUCACCGUGAUGUUGGCUACAGCGACAAGUGUGUUGUCGGAGCUUGAUGUGGGCCCCAGGCAUAGCGAUUACAAGACCGCUAUCCUCGAAAUCGGCGGCAAGGACAACACCCUUGCGGCGGCGGAGCUUGGACAGAGCGUUGUCGAACCCCUCAGCACGACCGAGUUCCUCGAGGACAUCGGGCUACGGCAACUACGUGGUCUACUUGAUGCGUUCUCCCCACGGGUUUUGUGGAUGUGCGAAGAAAGCGGACAAGCGCUACCACACCACCCCGUCCUUGAGGCAGGCGCUGCGCAGUUGACGAGGAGCGGAACUUUCGUUUUUCAGCAGUCCCUGGACAACGCCACGGACUGGGCAGUGACCUUCGAGGACCACUUUAGGCACUACGACCGGGAGACCCACGUCACCCACGACGACAUCACCUACGUCAUCCGCGCGGGACCAACAGCUGGGGAUCCUGGUGAACAGACUUGUUUUGCAGUUGAUCGAGAACGAGAUGGAGCGGAUGCACCAGGACCAAGAGGGGCAAGUGCCAUUUCGUUUCCAGACACGGUGCCGAUACAUGUUCAGGCACCACUGACGCGCUUGCAUCAGAAUCUAGGUCACCCCAGUGUUGGCGACUUGGUCCGUCACUUGAAGUAUGCUGGCGCAGAGGAAUCCGUCCUCAAAGCUGCUAAAGCGCUCAGGUGCCAAGUUUGUGAUCGCAACAAAAGGACGCACGCCCCGCGACCAGCAGCACUACCUUCACUACUAGAUUUCAACUCCCUCGUCUCCGUUGAUGUCUUCCAUGUCUUUGAUGCCAAUCGCAAACGACAUGCACUGUUGUCGAUCAUCGACCACGCCACCACCUACCACAUCGCUUACCGUCUCCACGGCCACUCGACCCAGGACUAUGAGAAUGCGUUCAUCCAUGGCUGGGGGAACUCUUUUGGAUCGCCAGUGACUUUGUCUGCCGAUCUAGAGACUGGACUACAAGCGGGCCUAACCAGGUAUGCCGAGUUCUGUGGAGUCCGCAUGCGGCGCUCCGCUGGGCAAGCGCACUGGCAACAAGGAUUGGUCGAAAGGCACCAGAUGUGGUACGAGGACAUCAUUCGGCGGGUCAUCGACGAGCAGGCGGUGACGGAAGAGGACAUUGACAUGGCCAUAGCCUGUGUGAACCAGGCGAAGAAUCAACUACGGAGACGGCACGGAUUCUCGCCGUCCCAAGCUGUGUUCGGUAAGGACCCUUCUACGCCAGGCGACCUUCUCGCUGGACAAGAUGAAGAACGUUUUCUGGAGAUCAUGACCGCGGACCGGAAGCGGCAGAAGGAGGUCAAUAUUAGAAACGCGGCCAGAGUGGCUUUCUUCAGGUCGCAAACAGAUGCCCGACUUCGCCGAGCAUUGAUCCAACGAGCUAGGGUCAAGCACACCGCCUACCACAUCGGGGAAAUGGUUUGCUUCUUCCGCAUCGAAAAGAGUGCCACGAAACGCGGCAUUUGGCGGGGCCCUGGCGUGCUGGUCGGAUGUGAAGGUCCUACGAACUGGUGGGUCUCAUACGGUGGCCGCUGUCAUCUUGUUGCCGAAGAACAUCUCCGGCCUUCUACCGCGGAGGAGUUGAACGAGCUACUGUCUACCAGAGUGGCGAAAGAAGACCUGGAUCGGUUGCUCCGGAACAAUCCCGACGAUCCCGAAGUCUUUGAGCCAGAGGACGAGAACGAGAAGGACUUGGAUCUGGAGGACUAUGAGCCCUCUCUUGUUGACGAUCAAGACUUCGAGUUCAAGUUCCCGGCCGGUGACACCGAGAUGUUGGAUUCGGACAUCGACAAAGAUCUGCUUCCCCCUGAUGUUCAGGCUCCCGGCUCUUCGGGUGACUAUGGUCCGGUGCCCCGUAGGAUCACCGGAAAGCGCAGCGGCAGUCGAGGCGCCCCAUACACCGCCCUGAUGUUGAAACAGGCCGCUACGGAGAGAUCGCGGGAGAAGCAGCACGAGAAGGAGCUACCAUGGCGGCUUAUCCCGCCAUCGGAACAUGAGGGCUUCAAGAGUGCAGAGGACAAACAGAUCCGGGAGCACUUGGACAGCAAGGCCCUCACACCGCUCUCUGUGGAAGAAAGCGCGGAGAUCGAGAAGACGGUUCAUCCGUCUCGCAUCCUGGGCUCUCGAUGGGCCUACCGAGACAAGAACUACAGCAAGCGCCGUGUUGAUGAGUCUGUUCCAUGGAAACACAAAAGCAGACUGGUGGUUUUCGGACACCUCGAUCCCGACGUGGGCAAGGUACUCACUGAUGCUCCCACCAUAAACCGCUUGUCCAUCCUGACCCUACUACAGUUCGUGGCCUCGAGAUUGGACGACGAUGAUCCUUGGCGGGCCAGUGCGGGUGAUGUUACUGCCGCGUUCUUGAAUGGAAAGCAGAUCAGCCGGCAGCUAUUCAUGAGACAACCACGGACCGGAGUCCGCGGCAUGGCUCCAGGAACUAUCUUCCGCAUCGAGAAGGGCAUCUUUGGACUUGUGGACUCUCCGAGGUCUUGGUGGUUGGAGUUAAAGCAGAUCCUCCUCGACCUCACUGUUGAGUACCAGGGUGUCGCGUACCACUUCAAGCAGAGCAUCCUGGACCCAUGUGUGUUCAUCCUCGUGCCCAGCUCUGACCAGGACGCGACGCCCAAGGCCUACCUGGGCGUUCAUGUGGAUGAUCUUCUGUUGGUUGGCGGCAGCAAGUUGACCAAGGCGAUUGAGAAGGCCCUAGACGCGGUGCUGCCGAUCGACGAAUGGGAGGACAACGAGUUUGACUACGUGGGUUCCCACGUGAAGGUCACUGCGGAGGGCGUCUACGUGGACCAGGCGGCCUACACGAACAGUCGGCUCUUCCAGAUCGACAUCCAGAAGGGCCAACUGGACACAGAUCAAGCGACGGCUGAGCAGGCCAUCGACAAUAGGAGUCUGGUCGGCGCUUUGAGCUGGCUGGCUUCUCAAACACGGCCAGAUCUACAGUUCACGAACGCUACUGCUAGGAGAGCGAUUGAAUUCCAGCAACAUGGUGUUUGGCUUCGCAAACUGGACCUGGACUCCCUCGAAAUCCUGGUCUUUCACGAUGCCGCUUGGGCCAAUGCUCUGCCACGGGACACUGGAGAAGAUGAUCCUGACUUCGUGCUCAGCCAGGAGGACCACGAGAAAGGGUUCAUGUCGGGUACCCCGUUCGACAACAAGGACCGCAAGCCAAAGAAGGCCAACUCGAGAGUGGCCAGCCAGUACGGCCUCCUGGUGGCCCUCGGAGAUCGCCGCUGCUACACGGCAGAAGGCGGACCUAUCAGUCUUGUGGACUGGAAAUCGUCUGCGAUUCAGAGGGUGUGUCGCUCAACUUUCACCGCUGAGACGAUGGCUUGCACUGAAGGGGUGGAGAAUGGCCAGUACAUCCGGUCAUACAUCCACUCGCUGCUUAGUGGUAGGCUACAGAAGGUCGAAGACCUCGCGGGAAAGAAUGUACGAUACUACUCUGAUUGCAAAUCCUUGUAUGAUCAUUUACACAAGGAAGGAGCGACGAGAGUCUCCAGCGAUAAACGGCUGGCCAUAGAUUUGGCUGCCCUGCGACAGUCACUCAGCGCCGAGCGCCGGGAGGGACGCUAUCCUCUCCACUGGCUUCCCACCUUUAGGCAACUUGCCGAUGUGUUGACUAAGCCGAUGUCUCCUGAGUCUUGGUGGAAAGCCGUGGAGAAUGUUGUUGCAAUGACUCUCCUAACACCUGUACAAUAA
This is a messenger RNA of Symbiodinium sp. CCMP2592, 7860 nucleotides long. Lineage: Eukaryota; Dinophyceae; Suessiales; Symbiodiniaceae. The record is from the annotation of a GenBank genome assembly.